Molecule: messenger RNA, 1128 nt
Organism: Chrysoperla carnea
Lineage: Eukaryota; Metazoa; Arthropoda; Insecta; Neuroptera; Chrysopidae
Product: NADH dehydrogenase [ubiquinone] 1 alpha subcomplex assembly factor 3
Exons: 4
Coding region: 158-721 (187 amino acids)
Biological process (GO): mitochondrial respiratory chain complex I assembly
Cellular component (GO): mitochondrial inner membrane
Source: RefSeq, a predicted model, not a curated record
UUUGAAAUGUGUUAUGGCAAAAGAAAUGAAUAUUUGGCAAAUACACAAUUGACAUUUUGACAACGAUAACUGCGUAAUUUAAUAAUAUCAUUGAUGUAUAAAUACUCAUUAUUUAGAUAAAGUAAUUGAGUUUUGUUAUUUAUUAUAAAAUUUUAAUAUGAAUAAUUUAAGGUUCUUACAACGAACAUUAGGUUCUAGUAGAAAGUUUUUGUGUAAAAGAAAUCAUUCUUCAGGUGCUUAUGAAGGUGAUGGAAAAACUACAGUUACAAUUCUUAACCAACAAAUGGAUGCUGGACUAAUGAUUAAUAGUUUCAGCCAAAUAGGAUUUCGAUUGAAUAAUGGAUUGACUGUAGUUGGACCGAUGGCAAUUUUCCCAAGAACUGUGGUUUCAUGGAAUGUUGAUGGUCUACAGGAUGUUAAUGAAGAUUCAUUAUCAUUAUUUUUUACGCUAGACCCCAAAGUAGAUAUCCUCGUGCUUGGUUUAGGUGAUGAAAAAGUAUCACCUGCUAUAUAUACCAACAUUUUACAACAAGUACGCAAAUUUAAAAUGAAUGUAGAGAUUCUACCAACUGAACAAGCAUGUGCAACUUUCAACUUCCUUAAUGGCGAGGGACGUUGUGUAGCUGGAGCAUUAAUCCCACCAGCUAAUAUUCGGCCUACUGAAAAUGAUAUGUUACAAAGUAAAUUGCGUUAUCAAAAUUUGUAUUUGGAAGAAGAUUAGUUUAUUUAUUUUAUGUAAUUCUAUCAAAGUAGAUUGAUCCCACUUCUGCUGCUUAAAUCGUUUGUGAUUUUUUCAUUACCUGUAUGUGACAUGAACUACAUGAUACAUAGGUAAUAUAAAUGCAAAAUCGAACAGUAUUAUGGCGAUUAAAUGUGAAAAAUGAUGUUUUAAAAUCAGAUCAGGUUGAUUAAGAACAACAGAGAAGUUUGCUUAUUUACAUUUCUUUAUUUCUAUAAAACUAGAAUAAGCCUAUUAAGAUCUGUUUGGUAUAUUCGUGAAAAUUAUUGUAGAAGUUAUUUUAAUUUCUUUAAUUGCAUUUCUGUUUCUUAAACCGCUACCAGAGAAUGCAAUUAAAGGUAUCAUCAAAAAGCCAUAAUAUUUGUUUAUUUAUUUACAAUUUAUGUAAC